Phragmites australis (common reed) is the source of this 2268-nucleotide messenger RNA. Its product is annotated as protein TPX2-like. Gene Ontology annotation, cellular component: mitotic spindle; nuclear microtubule. The record is from RefSeq and is a predicted model, not a curated record. NCBI's taxonomy places the organism in Eukaryota, Viridiplantae, Streptophyta, Magnoliopsida, Poales, Poaceae. Gene Ontology annotation, biological process: mitotic spindle assembly; activation of protein kinase activity; regulation of mitotic spindle organization. Gene Ontology annotation, molecular function: microtubule binding; protein kinase activator activity. The transcript has 15 exons. The coding region runs from base 292 to 1803 and encodes 503 amino acids.
CACAGACACUCAAUCUGUUCACAUAACCGGCUCAAAAUUUUUAAGAACUAGAGCUCCAAUAAAUAUAAUAGCCUGAGAAAUUGAGAAGAAACAAUAACUUAUCAGUACCUACCACAUCAACUGCCACCUGUCUCCGCCGUUCCGGCAAAACUCUGCAGCAGCGGCAACACUAGUACUGUGCACGAUAGGAUCGGUAUUCUGCUUGCAGGGCAUUCUCCUCCAGUGGUUGCUCCCCCAAAAUCCAUCAGCAAAGCAGAGGAAAAAAAGGAAACUACAGGGGCCUAAGAGCAAAUGGUCCCCGGGUCAAAUCCGGAACUCGCCGAGACCCCCACCCCCCGUGUCGACCCCGCAUUUCAAAUUUCCUCGCCCUCCCUUCCCUUCCGCCCCUUCUCCGGCCACCGCGAAAUACCUCGCCACCGCCGCCUCGGCCCCGCGCCGUGCCGUGCCGCCCCUCCUUGCGCGAGCGCCAUGGACAGCGACGACGAGGAGAUGCGCGAUGCCUCCUCCGCCCCCUUCUCCCCUGGCGGCGAAGGCGGGGAGGGGGGAUUCGAGGCGGAGGUGGAGGGGGUGGGCGAGGGCGUGAUGGUUAUGGAGGUGGCGUGGUUCCAGGUGGACCUGGACUACGAGUUCGACGCGCCCAGGUGGUUCGACCUCGCCCAGGAGGAGGCGCCGGUGGAGGCGGCGGCGGCGCAGCUGUGGUUCACCUCCACCCCAAGCUACCCGCCCUCGCCUUUAAUUGCUCGGAUGUUAGCCGAAGAUCUUGGAUUGCAAAGCUUAAGAAUCAUUGCAGAUACAGAUGUUGUGCAUUGUUCUACAACUUCUCAUGAAUGUUCCAGUGGUGCUGAACAAACAUUCCAUGGGAGUGAAGCACGGGGACUAUGUGAUGGAGUAUCAGAAAAUGAACGAAGACCUGGCAAUCGAACUACUAUGAGGGGCACUUCCUCGAGAGGCUCCACGCUGAUGAAGCCUACAGCCAGUCAAUUGGCCAGGCAAAACAGACAAGUGGGAGUGAAGAAUCUGAUGCAGAGUAAAAAGUCAGUGGGCGCGAGAAGUAAGAGGAGUACAAUGAGCUCGAACGAUUGCACUUACCAAUCUGCUAAAAGGCAGAGAUUAGAAAAUGGCCAUCUCAACAAGGCUGCUGCUACUCACCAGCUUGAGUUUAUUCAUAAAAAUCAUGAAAAGAAUGUUAUGAAUCGCAACAUUGAUCGUCCUAGUGGUCUACCCAAAUUGAAGGUUACAAUUCCUAGAGAACCUGAGUUGGCAACAAAGCUAAGAGCGGAGAGGUCAAGGGUUCUAAGAGCAGUGCCAGCUAAUUCAAAGCAGUUGAAUCAACGGGUUGCACCAUCUGCUUCUACCAUGCAAGUGACAUCAACAAGGAAGGUGGUUCAACCUUUUCGGGCUACUGAUAAUCAGCAUGCAAGUAGACAACACAAUGAUGUUGGGUCAAAUGUGCCAGCAUGUACAUCGAAUCGUGCAAGGCAUCUUAACAAUGUUGAUAAAAAGCCAGAAGAUUGCAGAGAUGACCUGUUUAAAUUUAAAGCUCGGCCUUUGGAUAGAAAGAUAUUAGCAAGCAAAGGUGAUGUUGGUGUAUUUCGAAGUGCAAAAAGGAAUACAACUGUGCCUAAGGAAUUCAACUUAUCAACAAGCAGGAAAGGCAAUCCGGCACCAUUAUCUGAACUCUUUAACAAGCUUUCUUUAACUGCUGGAGCACACCGUGGAAUAGACCGCCAGACCAGUGGCCUGCCAAAUUAUAUCACUACCAAGGAUUGCAAAGAGAACAUGAUUGGUAACAUGCAGUGCUAGCUCUGACCCAAGUCAAUCAAGAAAUACAAUAUACAGGAUUUCUCUUUUUCCAAUGACUGGUUCAGAUUCCCAUUUCUCCGCCUGCACAAAGGACUUACAAGGGAGCCCAUUGUCUCCUUCAUUUAACAAGAUGAAGCCAUAUAUUAUUUGACAUUGAGGCACCACCGCUGAGGUGCGCGUCCGGCAAUCUCCGGCAUUCGGAUAGUUGACCACUUGACCCUGGGAAUCAAACGUUGUUUCUUGUCUCAGCCUGUUACAUAGUUGUUGCUGCUGGGCAGCUUAACGUUAUCUCUUCAGCUGCCCAUAGCCAUGGCUGGGAUCCUUUUGUACAGCUAGAGAAACCAUAGCUCACCAAUCCUGCAUCCUGCCUUUCAACAUAUUGCCAUUAUCUGGCCAAAGCUGUUCGCUUCUUCCCCAUCGUAGUUGAGAAAUGGAAAUGAUUUGUGUCCAAAAUUUCCAGAUGCA